Molecule: messenger RNA, 212 nt
Organism: Racocetra persica
Lineage: Eukaryota; Fungi; Glomeromycota; Glomeromycetes; Diversisporales; Gigasporaceae
Source: the annotation of a GenBank genome assembly
UAAUCAGACAACAAAUGAUGAAAGUACUAAUGAACCUGUUAGUAAUCAAGUAACUAGUAGUACACCAUUUGAAAGUAGUUCUUAUAGCAAUAAAUUAUUUAAACUUGACCUUAAAGAUAUUCAACUAAUACCUCUUACCAAAACUCCUGGAAAAAGUUGGAAUGGGCUUCAACCAUAUAGCUAUUUGAUGGGAUCAGUAGACACUUCGACAA